This is a messenger RNA of Varanus komodoensis (Komodo dragon), 1268 nucleotides long. It is a transcript of the gene RING1, whose product is annotated as ring finger protein 1. The record is from RefSeq and is a predicted model, not a curated record. NCBI's taxonomy places the organism in Eukaryota, Metazoa, Chordata, Lepidosauria, Squamata, Varanidae. The coding region runs from base 67 to 1089 and encodes 340 amino acids. Gene Ontology annotation, molecular function: ubiquitin protein ligase activity; chromatin binding. The transcript has 7 exons. Gene Ontology annotation, cellular component: ubiquitin ligase complex; PcG protein complex. Gene Ontology annotation, biological process: negative regulation of DNA-templated transcription.
GCCGACGAAGGCGCGGGAGGCGGCGGAGGCGCCCGCGGUCGCGCACGGGCAGACCUGCAGCGCACCAUGGCUGCGCCGGCCAAUGCCCAGACGGCCAGCAAGACCUGGGAGCUCAGCCUCUACGAGCUGCACCGGACCCCUCAGGAGGCCAUCAUGGAUGGGACGGAGAUCGCCGUCUCCCCCCGCAGCCUGCACAGCGAGCUGAUGUGCCCCAUCUGCCUGGACAUGCUCAAGCACACGAUGACCACCAAGGAGUGCCUCCACCGCUUCUGCUCGGACUGUAUCGUCACGGCGCUGCGCAGCGGGAACAAAGAAUGCCCCACGUGCCGGAAGAAACUGGUCUCCAAGCGGUCCCUGCGGCCGGACCCCAACUUCGAUGCGCUCAUCUCCAAGAUCUACCCGAGCCGGGAUGAGUACGAGGCCCACCAGGACCGGGUGCUGGCCAAGCUGAACCGCCUCCACAACCAGCAGGCGCUCCGCAGCAGCAUGGAGGAGGGGCUGAAGAUGCAGGCCAUGAACAGGGGCCAGCGGGUACGCAAGCACCCCCUGGAGUCGGACAAUACCACCUUCAGCGGCGCGGAGGACAACUGCGACAGCCGCUCGCACCUCAGCAACGCCUCGGCCCCCAGCCAGCCCGAGGCCGGGCCCAGCCGCAAGCGCUCGCGGGCCUCCGACGAGUCGUGCCCCGAGCCGGAGACCUCGCACGAGGGCGGCCGCGGCAGCCCCGAGCCGGGGGCCGAGCCCAGCAGCUGCGAGAUCGAGCUGGUCUUCCGCCCCCACCCGGUCCUGGUGGAGAAGGGCACCUACUCGCAGACCAGGUACGUCAAGACGACGGCCAACGCAACGGUGGACCACCUCUCCAAGUACCUGGCUCUGCGCAUCGCCCUGGAGGAGGCGCCGGGGCCGGGCCCCGAGGGCCCCGCCCUGGAGGACGUGAGCGAGAAGCAGUACACCAUCUACAUCACCACCGCCGGGGGGGCGUUCACGACACUAAACGGAUCUGCCACGCUGGAGCUGGUGAACGAGAAAUACUGGAAGCUGAGCAAGCCCCUGGAGCUGUACUACGCACCCACGAAGGAGCAGAAAUGAGCGCAGGGCCCCAGGACUGCCGGGGGGCAGCGAGCGAGUGGGGGGGCUGGGGAGCAGCGGGGCUCUGCAGGGGGCACUGGGGCGCCCAAAGGACCCCCCCCGGCUGCUUGCACCCCCCCCCGGAAACUGUGGGAGCAGCACGCAAGGGGGCCCCCGCCGGGGGGGGGGGGGGGGGGGGC